Messenger RNA from Dipodomys spectabilis (banner-tailed kangaroo rat), 1201 nucleotides. Its product is annotated as acidic leucine-rich nuclear phosphoprotein 32 family member E-like. The transcript has a single exon. The record is from RefSeq and is a predicted model, not a curated record. NCBI's taxonomy places the organism in Eukaryota, Metazoa, Chordata, Mammalia, Rodentia, Heteromyidae. Gene Ontology annotation, molecular function: histone binding; phosphatase inhibitor activity. Gene Ontology annotation, biological process: regulation of apoptotic process. Bases 289 to 1062 code for a protein of 257 amino acids. Gene Ontology annotation, cellular component: nucleus.
ACUGCGGGAGUGUGUGUGUGUGGUGUGUGUGUGUGUGCGUGCGUGCGUGUGUGCGCGCGCGCGGGUGUGUGGACAAGGAGGUGGGGGCAGCCGAGUUAAGAGUCCUAACUCCUUGGACUCCAUUUGCUAUUCUUUUCUUUCUCCUCUACACCUAUUUGGUGGUUGUGGGCGUUUGUAUUUUGCUUUUCUUUUCAUUCAUUUCCAGAUCUUAAAAAUAAAUUUUUUUAGGGUUGGGGGUAGUGGAAAAGGGGGUGAAGGAGGAGAGUAGCAGCAGAAAAGCAGGAGGACAUGGAGAUGAAGAAGAGGAUUAGUCUGGAGUUACGGAACAGAGCCCCGGAGGAGGUAACAGAGUUAGUCCUUGAUAAUUGCCUGUGUGUCAAUGGGGAAAUUGAAGGCCUGAAUGACACUUUUAAAGAACUAGAGUUUCUGAGUAUGGCUAAUGUGAAAUUAAGUUCACUGGCCCGGCUCCCUAGCUUGAAUAAACUUCGAAAGUUGGAACUUGGUGACAAUAUAAUUUCUGGAGGUUUGGAAGUCCUGGCAGAGAAAUGUCCAAAUCUUACCUACCUCAAUCUGAGCGGAAACAAAAUCAAAGACCUCAGUACUGUGGAAGCUCUGCAAAAUCUUAAAAAUUUGAAAAGUCUUGACUUGUUCAACUGUGAGAUCACAAACCUGGAAGAUUACAGAGAAAGUAUUUUUGAGCUGUUGCAGCAAAUCACAUACUUAGAUGGAUUUGAUCAGGAGGAUAACGAAGCACCAGACUCGGAAGAGGAAGAUGAUGAGGAUGAAGAUGAAGAUGAAGAUGAAACUGGUCUACUUGAAGGAUAUGAGGAGGAGGAGGAGGAAGAAGAAGAAGAGGAAGAUGAAGAUGAAGCAGAUUCAGAAUUGGGAGAAGGAGAAGAGGAAGUGGGCCUUUCAUACUUAAUGAAAGAAGAAAUUCAGGAUGAAGAAGAUGAUGAUGACUAUGUUGAAGAAGGGGAAGAAGAGGAGGAAGAAGAAGAAGGCCUUCGUGGAGAGAAGAGAAAACGAGAUGCUGAGGAUGAUGGAGAAGAAGAAGGUGACUAGAUCAUUCUCAGAUUCAAUUUCCUAGAUCUCCUGGGUGUGCAACAGAGUGAUCACAUCUUCUUUCUUUUUCAUGUAUGAUAGCUCUCCCUACCAGAAGAUAAUCUGUAACUUUUUUAUAGGAGAAGUGUGGUUUUACUAU